Molecule: messenger RNA, 1797 nt
Organism: Aspergillus ibericus CBS 121593
Lineage: Eukaryota; Fungi; Ascomycota; Eurotiomycetes; Eurotiales; Aspergillaceae
Product: putative serine/threonine protein kinase ENV7
Exons: 3
Coding region: 324-1598 (424 amino acids)
Biological process (GO): regulation of vacuole fusion, non-autophagic; protein phosphorylation; vacuolar protein processing
Cellular component (GO): Golgi apparatus; cytoplasm
Molecular function (GO): protein serine/threonine kinase activity; ATP binding
Source: RefSeq, a predicted model, not a curated record
GAACGACUCCGGCCUGGAUUCUCCGCGCCAGCACAUCCAUCUCGCUCCGAUUCUCCAUCCCCUCCAUUCCCUCCGUCGCUAUUCUUACAUUCCACCCGUUCAAGGGCGCCGGAUUACAACCUACUCAGCUCUCCCUUGCCUCGCCGGCUUCGUCCGCCUGUCGCGCAUCGCCGUGUGGAGCCAGCCCGUCAGAACGAUAGUGCCGCGUAGUCACCUCCUAGUCGCCACGGGGACCCGUCCGUCAGCUAUCGCGGCUCAAUCAGCUUCUGGGCUGUUCAGCUGUUCGACCUGUUUCUGAAUAACACCGCGCCAGAUAUUCCACCAUGGCGCAAUAUUUCUUCGAUCUCCUCUAUAACUUCACCGACUGCAUGUGCUGUUUCCCGAGCACGCCGCAGCUCAAGAUCAACAAUCGCAGUUUCAAGUUACUCCGACUUCUCGGUGAAGGCGGCUUUUCCUAUGUCUACCUCGUUCAGGACAAAUCCACCUCGGAGCUGUUUGCGCUCAAGAAGAUCCGAUGUCCGUUUGGUCAGGAGUCGGUCUCCCAGGCUCUGAAGGAGGUGGAAGCCUACAAUCUGUUCACUUCGCAGAGCAACAUCAUCCAUUCCAUUGACCACUGUGUGUCUACUGAAUCGGGUUCGAAGUUCCGCGCCGACGGCGGUGAUGCCGGAUCGAAGACGGUCUACAUUCUUCUGCCCUACUACCAACGGGGUAAUCUUCAGGACGCCAUCAAUGCGAACCUAGUCAACCAUGCCCGGUUUCCAGAAAAGCGCUUGAUGGUGCUGAUGCUCGGAGUGGCCAAUGCACUCCGAGCGAUGCACCUGUACCGGGUUAGGAGCGGUACCGGCCCUACGCGCAAGGCGAAAGCUGUCAGACGGGAGGGCGCCGAGGCAGAUGCCGAGGUUGCUAUGCGGAUGGGGAAGCCCAAGCGACGCGGGAGCCAGGCGGAUGAAGAAGAGGAGAACGAGCCAUUGAUGGAUGACGAGGUCACGAUGAGCCAAGAAGGCGUUCAGGACGGCGACCUGCGCCCAUAUGCUCACAGAGAUAUUAAGCCUGGAAACAUUAUGAUUGCCGAUGAUGGUCGCACACCGAUCCUGAUGGAUCUGGGAUCGCUAGCACCCAGUCCGAUAGCCAUUACCUCCCGGUCUCUUGCCUUGGCCGUCCAAGACACGGCUGCCGAACACAGCACGAUGCCAUACCGAGCGCCCGAGCUGUUUGAUGUCAAGACGGGGUCUAUCAUCGACACCAAGGUGGACAUUUGGUCCUUGGGAUGCACGCUCUACGCGUGUCUGGUGGGCAAGAGCCCUUUUGAAGCCCGCAGCGAAGAGACUGGUGGCAGCUUGAGCAUGUGUGUCCUGGGUGGAGAUUGGCGAUUCCCCGAUGAGAAAUCGAGUGCUACAAAGGGUAAAGGCAAGGCGGGCGGCGACGACAGCCGCAAAGACAAUACCAUGCAGAUCAGCGCGCCCGUGAAAGAGGUGGUGCGCAAGUGUCUGCAGGUGGAACCGGCCGACCGGCCGGACAUUGACGAGCUGAUUCAGAUCCUGAAAGAUGUGAUCAAGGAUCUCCCGGAGGAAGACGAGAUUGCCAGUGGAUCGAGCUGAGCUUGAUGCAGCAGCCUCUGUGGUGUUUUCACUGGUUGAUUCCCUGAUGUCAUGUUCCUGUGGGUGUCUGGUGGUGGCCAGAUUGUAUUAUACGAACAAUGCUGAACAUAUCGUGCUUCUGAUGGUCAUCUGCGGGGGGUUAAUGUUAUGUCCUGUUACUGAGCUUGAUACCAGAAUAAAAAACUUGGCUGCAGGCGGC